AUGUUGGAAGGUCUUGUAGCCUGGGUUCUCAAUACCUAUCUGGGGAAAUAUGUCAAUAACCUGAACACUGACCAGCUGUCCGUUGCACUUCUGAAAGGUGCUGUUGAAUUAGAAAACUUGCCUUUAAAGAAGGAUGCCUUGAAAGAACUGGAAUUACCAUUUGAAGUCAAAGCUGGCUUAAUUGGGAAGGUAACCCUUCAGAUUCCCUUCUAUCGCCCCCAUGUGGACCCUUGGGUGAUCUCCAUCUCCAGCCUUCACUUAAUUGGAGCCCCUGAAAAAAUACAGGAUUUCAAUGAUGAAAAGGAGAAGCUGUUGGAAAGGGAACGCAAGAAAGCUCUCCUUCAAGCCCUGGAGGAAAAGUGGAAGAACGAACGCCAGCAGAAAGGGGAAUCCUACUGGUAUUCAGUUACUGCCUCGGUAGUUACGAGAAUUGUGGAGAAUAUUGAAUUAAAAAUUCAAGAUGUUCAUUUGCGCUUUGAAGAUGGUAUUACCAAUCCUUCCCAUCCUUUUGCGUUUGGCAUCUGCAUUAAGAAUGUGUCCAUGCAGAAUGCUGUGAACGAGCCUGUACAGAAAUUAAUGCGGAAAAAGCAGUUAGAUGUGGCAGAGUUUAGCAUCUAUUGGGAUGUCGAUUGCACUUUAUUGGGGGAUUUGCCUCAGGUGGAGUUACAGGAGGCCAUGGACAAGAGCAAGGAGAGUCGAAAUCAUCACUACAUCUUGGAGCCUGUGUGCGUGUCUGCUCUUCUGAAGAGAAACUGUUCUAAAGAGCCUCUGAGGUCUCGGCACAGUCCCCGUAUUGAAUGUGAUAUUCAUCUGGAGACCAUUCCCUUGAAACUCUCUCAGUUGCAAUACCGGCAAAUCAUGGAAUUCCUCAAGGAGCUGGAACGAAAGGAGAGGCAGUUGAAGUUCCGAAAAUGGAAACCCAGAGUGGCUGUAUCUGAGAACUGCCGAGAGUGGUGGUAUUUUGCUUUGAACGCCAACCUGCAUGAGAUCCGGGAGCAGAGGACGCGCUGCACGUGGGACUUCCUGUUGCGCCGGGCCCGCGAUGCCGUGUCCUACACUGACAAAUACUUUACCAAGUUGAAAGGAGGCUUACUGUCUGCAGACGACAAGGAGGAAGUGUGUCGGAUUGAAGAGGAACAGAGCUUUGAGGAAUUGAAGAUUUUGCGUGAACUGGUUUAUGAACGAUUUCACAAACAGGAAGAACUGGCAGAGAGCUUACGAGAGCCUCAGUUGUAUUCUCUGGGAGAGUCUCCUGGAGACCCAGAACCCAGCGGAGGCAGCGGGAUGCUGCAGUACCUUCAGUCCUGGUUUCCUGGCUGGGGCGGCUGGUAUGGGCAGCAGAGCCCUGAAGGGAAACCAGUCGAGGGCCUGACUGCGGAGCAGCACGAACACUGGACUGCUGAGGAGAUCCUGGGCUCCGAGGAGUUUUUUGACCCCACUGCAGACGCCUCUUGUAUGAACACGUACACAAAACGAGACCAUGUCUUUGCCAAACUGAACUUACAGCUACAGCGAGGGACCGUGACUCUGCUGCACCAGGAGCAGGGAGCUGCCCAGAUGAAUCAGAGUGCUUUCAUGCAGCUUGAGUUUUCAGGUGUAAAACUUCUAGCAGAAUCUCUUCCUCGAAGAAACUCCUCCUUGCUUUCAGUCCGGUUGGGUGGACUGUUUCUUCGAGACCUGGCCACAGAAGGGACUAUGUUUCCUCUUCUGGUCUUCCCUAAUCCACAAAAAGAAGUUGGCAGAGUCUCACAGUCUUUUGGACUCCAAACAGCAUCUGCAGACAGAAGCGAUCAUUACCUUGCUGCAGACCCAGAUGACCCAUUUUUUGAGAUGCUAUAUGAGAGAAAUCCAGUGCACAGCCAUUUUGAGAGGCGGCUGAAUGUCAGCACGAGGCCCUUGAACAUCAUAUAUAAUCCCCAGGCUAUUAAAAAAGUAGCAGACUUCUUCUACAAGGGAAAGGUUCAUACCUCAGGUUUUGGUUAUCAGUCUGAACUUGAGUUGAGAGUGGCUGAAGCUGCCCGAAGACAGUAUAACAGACUGAAGAUGCAGACCAAGGCGGAAAUCCGACAAACGCUUGAUCGUUUGCUAGUGGGUGAUUUCAUUGAGGAGAGUAAACGGUGGACUGUGCGGCUAGACAUUUCUGCCCCUCAGGUGAUAUUUCCUGAUGAUUUCAAAUUCAAGAAUCCCGUGUUGGUUGUUGUGGAUCUAGGCAGAAUGCUCUUGACCAAUACCCAAGAUGACUCCAAGAGGAAGAGUGGGGACGGGUCAGCAUCUGAAGAGAAUCCGUUUAGUGAUGACGAAUAUAAGACCCCUCUUGCCACACCACCUAACACCCCACCUUCCGAGACAAGCAGCAGCAAUAGGGAGAAAACACCUCCAUUUUCUGGAGUUGAAUUCAGUGAAGAGCAGCUUCAAGCACAUUUAAUGAGCACGAAGAUGUAUGAGAGGUACUCGCUGUCCUUUCUGGACCUCCAGAUCAUGGUUGGACGAGUGAAAGACAACUGGAAGCAUGUCCAGGAUAUUGAUGUGGGACCGACCCAUGUGGUCGAGAAAUUCAAUGUUCACCUACAGUUAGAACGCCGGUUGAUUUAUACUUCAGAUCCCAAGUACCCCGGAGCUGUGCUCUCAGGCAACCUACCAGACCUAAAGAUUCACAUCAAUGAAGAUAAAAUAUCUGCUCUAAAGAAUUGCUUUGCUCUCCUGACCACCCCAGAAAUGAAGACUUUUGACACUCAGAUUAAAGAGAAGAUUUUUCCCCAAGGGGGACAGCGGGGAAGUUUGCAAGACUCGGUGAUGAAUUUAACCCAGAGCAUCGUGGUGUUGGAGCAGCAUACCCGGGAGGUUCUGGUGGAGUCACAACUCCUCCUGGCUGAGUUUAAAGUGAACUGUAUGCAGCUUGGUGUUGAGAGCAACGGCCGGUACAUUUCUGUGCUCAAGGUAUUUGGUACCAACGCUCACUUUGUGAAGAGGCCUUAUGAUGCUGAAGUCUCCCUCACUGUUCAUGGUUUGCUGCUGGUGGACACCAUGCAGACAUAUGGUGCUGAUUUUGACCUUUUGAUGGCCUCUCAUAAGAACUUGAGCUUUGAUAUCCCAACAGGAAGCCUCCGGGAUAGCAGAGCCCAGUCUCCUGUCUCUGGACCCAACGUGGCCCACCUCACUAAUGCUGCCACACUGAACGACCGAUCAGCCACUGGUGUUUCUCUUGACAGAAUUCUCACCAAAGAACAAGAGUCCCUCAUAAAACUGGAGUAUCAGUUUGUGAGUUCAGAGUGCCCAUCGAUGAAUUUGGACAGCACUCUUCAGGUGAUUUCAUUACAGGUGAAUAAUUUGGAUAUCAUCCUAAAUCCAGAGACAAUUGUGGAGCUGAUUGGUUUUCUUCAAAAAUCCUUUCCCAAGGAAAAAGAUGAUUUGAGUCCUCAACCUUUAAUGACUGAUUUUGAAAGAAGCUGUAGGGAACAAGGAACUUACCAAUCUACAUAUGAACAAAACACCGAGGUUGCAGUGGAAAUCCACAGACUUAACCUGCUGCUCCUUCGGACAGUGGGAAUGGCAAAUGGAGAGAAAUAUGGCAGAAAAAUUGCAACAGCAAGUAUAGGUGGCACCAAAGUUAACGUCUCCAUGGGCAGCACAUUUGACAUGAACGGUUCUCUUGGCUGUUUGCAGCUUAUGGAUUUGACACAGGAGAAUGUUAAGAACCAAUAUGUUGUCAGCAUUGGGAAUUCCAUAGGCUAUGAAAAUAUCAUCAAUGAUAUUGGCUACUUUGAAUCUGUAUUUGUCAGAAUGGAAGAUGCAGCCCUCACUGAAGCUCUGAGUUUCACCUUCGUUGAGAAAUUUAAACAGGAAUGUUUUCUCAGCCUCAGGAUGGCUUCCUUGCAUUACAGCCACUCUGCUAAAUUUUUGAAGGAGUUGACAUUGUCCAUGGAUGAGCUGGAAGAAAAUUUUCGAAAUAUGCUGAAAAGCGCAGCUACCAAAGUCACCACAGUCCUAGCCACCAAGACGGCCGAGUACAGUGAGAUGGUAUCACUCUUUGAAACUCCAAGGAAGGCCCGGGAAUCCUUUAUCUUAGAAGAAAAUGAAACAUAUGGGUUUGGCCUAGGUGCAUCUCAUUCCGACACUGUGAAGCUAAUCUUGAACAUAAACAUUGAAUCACCAGUUGUUUCUAUCCCUCGGAAGCCUGGGAGUCCUGAGUUGUUGGUAGGACACUUGGGACAGAUAUUCAUCCAGAAUUUUGUGGCAGCAGAUGAUGAAUCCAGAAGUGACCGUCUGCAAGUGGAAAUCAAAGACAUUAAAUUAUAUUCUUUGAAUUGCACCCAGUUGGCAGGCAGAGAGGGCCCUGGGCCUGAAGUGAGCCGGGCGUUUUGCCCUCCUUCUGGGUCUGCCAGUGCCAAUAGUCAGGAGGAAGCUCAUUUCACCCGACAUGAUUUCUUUGAAUCUUUGCAUAGAGGUCAAGCUUUUCACAUCCUGAACAACACGACCAUUCAGUUUAAACUGGAGAAGAUCCCUAUAGAGAGAGAAUCUGAAUUGACUUUCUCCCUUAGUCCAGAUGACCUGGGAACUUCUAGCAUCAUGAAGAUCGAAGGAAAAUUUGUCAAUCCGGUGCAGGUGGUGUUAGCAAAGCAUGUAUAUGAGCAGGUUUUACAAACUCUGGACAAUCUCGUGUACAGUGAAGACCUGAAUAAGCUUCCAGUCAGUGCCAGCCCCUCACCUUGCCCUGACUCUCCUCUGCCUGCCCUCGGUACCUGUGGAGAACCUUCCGUUGAAAGGAAGAACGGAUUGUUCAGCCACUGCAGCCUUUCUCACUCUUCUCAAAAGUCCUUGUCUUUUAAGGAAGUCAGAUCUUUUACCCAGAUUCAAGCCAACUUCUGUAUAUCAGAGCUUCAAGUUCAGCUAAGUGGAGAUCUGACUUUGGGGGCGCAAGGUCUUGUGAGCUUGAAAUUUCAGGAUUUUGAGGUGGAAUUCAGUAAAGACCAUCCUCAGACUUUAUGCAUUCAGAUUGCCCUGCGCUCUCUGCUGAUGGAAGACUUACUGGAGAAAAAUCCAGAUUCCAAAUAUAAGAACCUGAUGGUGUCUCGGGGAGCCCCUAAGCCAUCUAGCUUAGCACAAAAAGAGUAUCUCUCUCAGUCUUGCCCUUCUGUGUCCAACGUGGAGUAUCCAGAUAUGCCUCGGUCUCUCCCUUCCCACGUGGAAGAAGCUCCUAAUGUCUUUCAGCUGUAUCAGAGACCCACGUCAGCCUCCCGGACGAAGCAAAAGGAAGUCCAAGACAAGGACUGUCCCUUGACCCCACCUCCUUCUCCAACAGUAGAGGAGCCCAAGGUACUUGCUGGAAGGAGUAAAUUUGAUGAUUCCUUGGUCCACAUCAAUAUAUUCUUGGUGGAUAAGAAGCAUCCGGAAUUCUCUUCCAGUUAUAAUCGAGUUAACCGGAGCAUUGAUGUUGAUUUUAACUGCUUGGAUGUGCUGAUCACACUGCAGACCUGGGUCAUGAUACUAGAUUUUUUUGGAAUUGGCUCCACUGCAGACAACCAUGCAGUGAAGGUGCCGCCUGAGGACAUUCUACAAAACGUGAAGUCAGAGUCAAGUGCUUUAAUAGAGUCUGAACUUCAGGAUCCAGUUAACACCAAACUGGAUCUCAAGGUUCAUUCGCUCUCUCUCGUGCUGAAUAAGACCACCAGUGAGCUUGCUAAAGCAAAUGUGUCCAAAUUAGUGGCACACCUGGAAAUGAUUGAAGGAGACCUGGCCUUACAGGGAAGCAUUGGGAGCCUGUCUCUGAGUGACCUUACAUCCCAUGGAGAGUUCUAUAGAGAACGGUUCACUACAAGUGGGGAAGAAGCACUCAUCUUCCAGACUUUCAAAUAUGGCCGGCCCGACCCGCUGCUCCGGAGGGAGUACGACAUUCGAGUGAGCCUCCAGAUGGCCUCCGUGCAGUAUGUGCACACCCAGCGCUUCCAGGCGGAGGUGGUGGCCUUCAUCCAGCACUUCACUCAGCUGCAGGACGUGUUAGGGCGCCAGCGAGCUGCCAUUGAGGGGCAGACGGUGAGAGAUCAAGCCCAGCGUUGUUCACGGGUUCUCCUGGAUAUUGAGGCUGGUGCUCCUGUUCUUCUUAUCCCAGAAAGUUCCAGAUCAAAUAAUCUGAUUGUAGCGAAUUUGGGGAAGUUGAAAGUCAAGAACAAGUUUCUCUUUGCUGGUAUUCCUGGGACCUUUACCUUACAAGAUAAGGCCGUGGACUGGUACCGAGAAAUAAGUCAUACUGUGCCAGAUAUAUCUAUCCAUGGCAAUCUCUCCUCAGUCCACUGCUCUCUGGAUUUGUACAAAUACAGGCUGAUCCGGGGUUUGUUGGAGAACAACCUUGGAGAGCCCAUAGAGGAAUUCCUGCGGCCUUAUGAUUUACAGGACCCAAGCAUUCACACUGUUCUGAGCGGAGAAGUGUACACGUGCAUGUGCUUCCUCAUUGAUAUGGUAAAUGUAAGUCUGGAGCUGAAAGAUCCAAAAGGAAAAGAAGGUGCUGGGUCCUUAGCCAGAUUUGACUUCAAGAAAUGUAAACUGCUCUAUGAGAGCUUUUCCAACCAAACGAAGUCCGUUAACUUGGUUUCCCAUUCCAUGAUGGCUUUUGACACCCGCUAUGCUGGGCAGAAGACCAGUCCUGGCAUGACAAACGUAUUCACCUGUAUCUUUCAGCCCUCUAAGAACAGCAGCACUACCCAAGGAUCCAUUCAGAUCGAACUGCAUUUCAGGUCUACAAAGGAUUCCUCCUGUUUCACAGUAGUUCUCAACAAUCUCCGUGUGUUUCUCAUAUUUGAUUGGCUGCUGUUAGUGCACGAUUUUCUCCACACCCCCAGUGAUACUAAGAAGCAAACUAAAGUUACUCCUUCACGCCACCGUAACUCUAGCAGCGAAUCUGCUGUAAUUCCCAAAACCGUGAAAAGUGGAGUAGUUACCAAGCGGUCUUCCCUUCCUGUGUCUACUGAAAAGCACCUGGAGGUCAAGGUCAAUGUAACAGGCACAGAGUUUGUGGUCGUUGAAGAUGUGUCCUGCUUCGAUACCAACGCCAUUAUUCUCAAAGGCACCACAGUGCUCACCUAUAAGCCCCGGUUUGUCGAUCGGCCCUUUUCAGGAAGUUUGUUUGGCGUUGAGGUGUUUUCAUGCCGACUAGGAAAUGAGCAAGACACAGCUCUUUCAAUUGUUGAUCCAGUACAAAUUCAAGUGGAGCUGGUGGGGAAUUCUUCUUAUCAGAAUAGUUCAGGAUUGAUGGAUGCAUUCAAUAGUGAGGACUUCCCACCUGUCUUAGAGAUUCAGUUACAGGCCCUGGAUAUCAGACUCUCCUAUAAUGAUGUUCAGCUGUUUCUGGCCAUUGCAAAAUCCAUCCCAGAGCAAGCUCAUGCUGCAGUACCAGACACAGGGGCCUUGGACGCUGACUCCUUCAGCAGUUACCUUCCUGGUGCAUCUCAAAGGGGAGAGGAAAUCAGAGAAGGGACAAGACACACCUUAGACCCUGUCUUGGAGUUACAACUGGCUAGACUGCAGGAGCUGGGGUUUGGCAUGGAUGACUGCCGCAAAGCUCUCUUGGUGUGUCAAGGUCAACUGAAAAAGGCAGCAAGUUGGUUGUUCAAGAAUGCUGAACCCCUGACGUCUCUUUCCCUGGCCUCUAACAGCCGAGAGGGCCAGGUGGCUGCGCCGGCAUGGUUGAUCUCGGGCGUGGAGAUGAAAGCUGAGAGCGUGUGCAUCUGCUUUAUUGACGACUGCAUGGACUGCGACGUCCCUCUCGCUGAGCUCACCUUCUCCCGUCUGAAUUUUCUGCAGCAUGUAAGAACUAGCCCUGAAGGCUAUGCCCACUUCACCCUUUCUGGAGAUUAUUAUAACCGUGCUCUGUCAGGCUGGGAGCCAUUUAUUGAGCCCUGGCCGUGCUCUGUAUCCUGGCAACAACAGGCAGCUAGUCGUCUCCAUCCUCCUCGGCUGAAGCUGGAAGUCAAGGCCAAACACCGUUUGGAUAUCAAUAUCACCUCUGUACUAAUUGACCAAUAUAUAAGUACCAAGGAAUCGUGGAUGGCAGAUUACUGUAAACAGGACAAGGAAAUAGAUUCAACCACAUCGGAAGACUGGAUGGGCUCUUCAGUGGAUCCUCCAUGCUUUGGACAAAGCCUCCCCCUUGUCUACCUUAGAACUAGGAGUACAGCCAGUCUGACUAACCUAGAGCACCAGAUCUAUGCUAGAGCAGAGAUGAAGGCCCCAAAACGCCGGCAGCCAUUCGUCCCUUUUGCUCUGAGGAAUCACACGGGCUGCACUUUGUGGUUUGCCACCCUGACUACCACACCCACCAGGGCUGCACUGUCUCACAGCGGGAGUCCAGGGCUGGUUCCAGAAGGGAAUGGAACAUUUCUUGACGACGCUCACAAUGUUAGCGAGUGGCGGGAGGUCCUCACGGGUGAAGAGAUUCCCUUUGAAUUUGAAGCAAGAGGAAAGCUAAGGCACAGACACACCCAUGACCUCCGGAUCCAUCAACUGCAAGUGAGAGUGAAUGGCUGGGAGCAAGUGAGCCCAGUGUCAGUGGACAAAGUCGGGACCUUCUUCCGAUACGCUGCGCCAGAUAAGAACUCCUCUUCCUCUACGAUUGGUAGCCCGAGCAGUAGGACAAAUAUUAUCCAUCCCCAGGUUUAUUUCUCUUCACUCCCACCUGUCCGGGUCGUCUUUGCAGUGACCAUGGAAGGCAGUGCUCGGAAAGUGAUCACUGUCCGAUCAGCCCUCAUUGUGAAGAACAGACUUGAGACGCCAAUGGAACUAAGACUGGACAGCCCAUCAGCUCCAGACAAGCCCGUGGUCCUUCCCGCCAUCAUGCCAGGUGAUUCAUUUGCCGUGCCUUUACACCUCACUUCUUGGCGGCUACAGGCCCGGCCCAAAGGACUGGGUGUGUUUUUCUGUAAGGCUCCUAUUCACUGGACCAAUGUAGUGAAGACUACAGAGGUUAGUAGCAGCAAACGAGAGUGCCACGCUAUGGAUGCGGAAAAAAGCCGAUUCUUCAGGUUUUGUGUGGCCAUAAAGAAAGAGAAUUAUCCAGAUUACAUGCCCUCCAACAUAUUUUCUGACAGCGCAAAACAGAUUUUCAGACAGCCUGGGCAUACCAUAUAUCUCCUGCCGACAGUGGUAAUCUGCAACUUGUUACCUUGUGAACUCGAUUUUUAUGUUAAAGGAAUGCCCAUUAAUGGGACACUGAAACCUGGCAAAGAGGUGGCUCUCCACACAGCUGAUACCUCCCAGAACAUUGAGCUGGGGGUGUCAUUGGAAAAUUUUCCACUCUGUAAAGAAUUGCUUAUUCCAUCUGGAACCCAAAACUAUAUGGUAAGAAUGAGGCUCUAUGACAUCAACCGGCGGCAGCUGAACCUCACCAUCCGGAUCGUGUGUCGAGCAGAAGGAUCUUUAAAGAUCUUCAUUUCGGCUCCGUAUUGGUUGAUUAACAAAACAGGGCUCCCACUGAUCUUCAGACAGGACAAUGCAAGAAUGGAUGCUGCAGGCCAGUUUGAAGAGCAUGAGCUGGCCCGGAGCCUGAGCCCUCUCUUGUUCUGCUACGCUGACAAAGAGCAGCCAAGCCUCUGCACGAUGAGAAUCGGAAGGGGGAUUCAUCCUGAAGGCAUGCCGGGCUGGUGUCAGGGCUUCUCGCUGGAUGGUGGUAGUGGCGUCCGAGCUUUGAGAGUCAUCCAGCAAGGAAACCGCCCAGGGCUGAUCUAUAACAUUGGUAUUGAUGUCAAGAAAGGCCGAGGCCGAUAUAUCGACACCUGUAUGGUAAUCUUCGCUCCCCGUUACCUGUUAGAUAAUAAAUCAUCUCACAAGCUUGCAUUUGCACAGAGGGAAUUUGCCAGGGGACAGGGAACAGCCAAUCCUGAAGGUUACAUUUCCACCCUUCCUGGUUCCAGUGUGGUGUUCCAUUGGCCUCGGAAUGACUAUGAUCAGCUGUUAUGUGUCCGAUUGAUGGAUGUUCCCAAUUGUAUUUGGUCUGGGGGCUUUGAAGUCAACAAGAAUAAUUCCUUCCAUAUCAACAUGAGAGAUACUCUGGGAAAAUGCUUCUUCCUGCGUGUGGAAAUUACUCUUCGAGGAGCUACCUAUAGGAUCUCCUUUAGUGAUACAGAUCAGUUACCCCCUCCUUUCCGAAUUGACAACUUUUCUAAGGUCCCGGUUGUCUUCACUCAGCAUGGCGUUGCUGAACCCAGGCUCCGAACUGAAGUGAAGCCCAUGACUUCCUUGGAUUAUGCCUGGGACGAACCCACCCUGCCACCUUUUAUCACUCUGACUGUUAAAGGGGCAGGUUCCUCUGAGAUCAACUGCAACAUGAAUGAUUUCCAGGAUAACCGACAGCUUUAUUAUGAAAAUUUCAUUUACGUCGCUGCCACGUAUACGUUCUCUGGUUUACAGGAGGGGACAGGACGGCCUGUGGCUUCCAACAGAGCCAUUACCUGUGCAGAGCUCGUCUUGGAUGUCUCACCGAAGACACAGAGAGUCAUUUUAAAGAAGAAGGAGCCAGGGAAGCGUUCUCAGCUGUGGAGGAUGACUGGCACAGGCGUGCUGGCCCACGAGGGCUCUUCCGUGCCUCACAACCCCAGCAAGCCCUUGGCCGCCCGCUCCACCGAGGGCUCUGCCAUCUUAGAUAUUGCUGGUCUUGCUGCAGUCACUGACAACAGAUACGAGCCGCUGAUGCUAAGAAAGCCUGAUCGCAGGCGAAGCACAACCCAGACGUGGAGUUUCCGAGAAGGGAAACUGACCUGUGGGUCACACGGUUUGGUUGUCCAGGCCAAAGGAGGGCUUUCUGGUUUGUUUGACGGAGCUGAAGUUGUUCUUGGUCCGGACACAUCCAUGGAGCUUUUGGGGCCAGUUCCGCCUGAACAACAAUUUAUUAACCAAAAAAUGAGGCCUGGUUCGGGAAUGUUGUCCAUCAGGGUCAUCCCAGAUGGACCAACUAGAGCGCUCCAGAUAACAGAUUUCUCCCAACGGAAAAAUGACCGUUCAUCGUACGAAGUGGAUGAACUUCCUGGUACGGAUCAAGAGCUGGAGAAAUUAAAGAAUCCAGACACAGAGCAGGAAUUGGAAGUGCUUGUGAAGUUAGAAGGUGGAAUUGGGUUGUCUUUAAUUAAUAAAGUCCCAGAAGAACUGGUCUUUGCAAGUCUUACGGGAAUCAAUGUGCACUACACACAGCUGGCCACCAGUUAUAUGCUAGAACUCAGCAUACGGGAUGUACAGGUGGACAAUCAGCUCCUUGGCACCACGCAGCCCUUCAUGCUCUUUGUGACUCCACUGAGCAAUGAGAAUGAGGUCAUUGAGACAGGCCCUGCUGUGCAAGUGAACACGGUGAAGUUCCCCAGUAAGAGUGCGCUGACCAACAUCUACAAGCAUCUGAUGGUCACGGCUCAGAGAUUCACGGUACAAAUUGAGGAGAAACUGCUCCUCAAGCUGCUGAGUUUCUUUGGCUACGAUCAGGCAGAAUCAGAGGUGGAAAAAUACGAUGAAAACCUCCACGAAAAGACAGCUGAGCAAGGUGGGACGCCAAUUCGAUACUACUUUGAAAAUCUCAAAAUCAGCAUCCCCCAGAUCAAGCUGAGCGUGUUCACCUCCAACAAGCUACCACUGGAUCUCAAGGCCCUCAAAAGCACCUUGGGAUUUCCAUUGAUUCGGUUUGAAGAUGCCGUGAUUAAUCUGGAUCCAUUCACUCGGGUACAUCCCUAUGAGACCAAGGAAUUCAUCAUCAAUGAUAUCCUCAAACAUUUCCAGGAGGAACUCCUCAGCCAGGCAGCUCGAAUCCUGGGAUCAGUGGACUUCCUUGGCAAUCCCAUGGGGCUUUUGAAUGAUGUUUCUGAAGGGGUGACUGGACUGAUAAAGUAUGGAAAUGUUGGGGGCCUUAUCAGAAAUGUUACACACGGAGUAUCAAACUCUGCUGCCAAGUUUGCGGGGACGUUGUCAGAUGGCUUAGGGAAGACGAUGGACAAUCGCCAUCAGUCGGAGCGGGAGUACAUCAGAUACCACGCGGCCACGAGUGGUGAACACCUGGUAGCUGGCAUCCACGGCCUGGCUCACGGUAUCAUUGGUGGACUGACCAGUGUUAUAACCUCAACGGUGGAAGGUGUGAAAACAGAAGGGGGUGUCAGCGGUUUCAUAUCUGGCCUUGGGAAGGGGCUUGUUGGCACUGUAACCAAGCCAGUGGCAGGCGCCCUGGACUUUGCAUCAGAAACAGCCCAGGCAGUGAGAGACACAGCCACACUUAGUGGCCCCAGGACCCAAGCACAGAGGGUACGGAAACCACGGUGCUGCGCAGGGCCGCAGGGCCUGCUUCCCCGCUAUUCUGAGAGCCAGGCCGAAGGGCAGGAGCAGCUCUUCAAACUAACAGACAACAUACAAGACGAAUUCUUCAUAGCCGUGGAGAACAUCGACAGCUACUGUGUGCUCAUCUCCUCCAAGGCUGUCUACUUUCUGAAAAGCGGAGACUACCUAGACCGGGAGGCCAUUUUCCUGGAAGUCAAGUACGACGAUCUCUACCACUGCCUCGUCUCCAAAGACCACGGGAAGGUGUAUGUGCAGGUGACCAAGAAGGCCGUGAACACGAGCAGUGGGGUGUCCAUCCCCGGCCCUUCCCACCAGAAGCCGAUGGUCCACGUGAAAUCAGAGGUCCUUGCUAUCAAGUUAUCACAAGAAAUAAACUAUGCAAAGAGCCUUUACUAUGAACAGCAACUUAUGUUAAGACUCAAUGAAAACCAAGAGCAGUUGGAGCUGGACUCCUGA
This is a messenger RNA of Lipotes vexillifer (Yangtze River dolphin), 12750 nucleotides long. It is a transcript of the gene VPS13D, whose product is annotated as vacuolar protein sorting 13 homolog D. Gene Ontology annotation, biological process: protein retention in Golgi apparatus; mitochondrion organization; protein targeting to vacuole. The transcript is spliced from 68 exons. The record is from RefSeq and is a predicted model, not a curated record. Gene Ontology annotation, molecular function: protein binding. NCBI's taxonomy places the organism in Eukaryota, Metazoa, Chordata, Mammalia, Artiodactyla, Lipotidae. The coding region runs from base 1 to 12750 and encodes 4249 amino acids.